Molecule: messenger RNA, 3966 nt
Organism: Lineus longissimus
Lineage: Eukaryota; Metazoa; Nemertea; Pilidiophora; Heteronemertea; Lineidae
Exons: 2
Coding region: 1793-3205 (470 amino acids)
Source: RefSeq, a predicted model, not a curated record
UUUGGAAGGCAGCCUUCAUGACAUUCUUCAUGAGUUACAACUUCUUACUGUGAGUUAUCGCAGUCAACUAAACAGCAAUGAAAAUUGUAGUAUCAGAUAAACUUUAUGCCUUCUAGUUGUUGGAAUAUUUUCAUUGAAAGACAAGAAUUGAAACUACAUGUAGAUGCCCCAUUUGGCCUAUGACUGCGAUGAGGAUUAACGUAAAAUAUAAAGAUGGAAAUCAAAACAAAAGGAGCACCAAGAAAUAGUGACGGAGAGUAAGAACGGCUUAAAACGGAGUUACAGAUCUCGAAUUAUUCUAAGUCACCAAGACUUGAUGAUGGACUACUUAAGCCUUACGAGAGCUAAUGGGAUCGAGACUGCAGGACGAAUUAUUCAGUCUUGGACAUUCUAGCUAAUUAUGCAGAUGGACUAAACUGGCUUUCAUUGAAUAAUUUCUAUAGUGAAGCGUUUACAUGGACGAUUGCGUUGGAACCACUGUUUUGCACGUGUUCAAGUGAGUGACAGCUAAGAGAUAUCGAACUUGAGAUAUAUUUAUCUUGGCAUUGAGGCUUUAACUGAACCAACAAAUCCGAUUUUGAAUUUCAGAGAAGGUACGAUUAUGUUUGCCAUAGAGUAUCAGUUUGCUGUCUAUGUUGUUUUAUUAAAGUGCGUUUUCAAUUUGGAUUGGAGCACCAUUUUCGAAAGGAAUGUUUGUGCCAUAAGGGUUAUCUUCAGAUUAAAUUCAUCCUAAAAACUAUCAAAUGCAGUUUUUAAAACCGUGUAUAAUCUUAAAGCUCAUGAAAUGCUCAUACAUUCACUUGGAUAUUUCAAUUAGGUAGGCUGCCGUAGAGGAUAAUAACACACAUACGGUUCUUUAUCCAAAGGAUUUAGUAAUAAGAAAGCACUACUGUUACCCCCAAAAAAAGAUUUUCGAUCAAUAUCACCACUGACGAAAUCUUUUGUGACAAUACUAUGAGAAGAACUUUCCAAAGUUGUUCACCUUCAUAGAAUAACGGGACUGGUUUCUUACUAAGAUAUAUAUUCAUCGAACAUAACGUUUCAUUGAUCAAAAUAGAUUUGUAAUUACGAAUAUUGUAUUCUCAAAGGAAAACAACAACAACAUAUGUUGAAAUAUUCAUUAUUGUUCCAAAUUGAUAUCGAUAAUGUCGACAGGUAUUCAAUUAAUGACUGAUCAAAGUGAUUAUUGAGUUGCAAAGUGUACAAGGCAUAGUUACAAGAUCAGUCAAAGGAAUUCACGAAGCGAUAACGUAAGCGGAGCGAUUCAACUUGACCUCAAGGCGACAUAACAAUUAUGUGCUCAUAAGCUUGAGGGAUCCAGAUGAUUAAAACUGUGACACAAAACUAACCCUUGAUAAUAAGGAACCAUUUGAUAGUGGAUGAGUGUAAUUCAGGGGCCUGAGUGACACAUUUGCAACAGCCAAAGGAAGAAGAACAUUUGUUGGGCAAUAUCGUUGGAGAGGGAGUUCGUGUAACAAUUCAUUUAUUUAAGGGGAUAUACGAACUGACUUCUGUGUGAUAUGAGAACCUGUGGUCAGCACGUAGGAUACACGAGGUUCUGGUAGUGAUCAUAUUUUACUGCGAAGGUGCACACUAUGCAUUGCCCAUGCCAAACCUUUGUUAUCAAAAAAGAUAGACCACGCGGAUUAGUCAGGAUUUGUAUAUAGAUUAUAUGGAUUACAGAUUGCGAGAUUUGAUAUCUGUGAAAAGCGUAUAUCUAUCAAACGACACGGACAAGAAGUGUAACAACUGGAUAUAUUUUCAUUAAAAGAGACUUAACUAAUCACUUGCCAUGCAUAACAGUUGGUUAUAUUUCUCGCAGCAGAGUGUUGCAGAUAAAGUCAAGGAAAGGCAUUGUGUCCCUCUGUACUGGAAAAUAAUGAUGGAAAGGGCUGGGUUCACCCGGACCAUGACGAGCCAAGACACUCGCACAUGGUUCGAGGAUGACCGUUAUACCACGCAGCGGCAGGCUGACUACCUCACGAAGCUCCGGCGACUGCGGUCAGAGCUCAUCAAUCAAGAAAGCAGCAACUUAACUAACGCCAUGGAUCGGUUGAACAACCAGCAGAUCCAAGGGAAAGAUUCGCGGCCGAUGAAACUCAAGGGCGGGAGACGGAAUCCACUUAUGGACAGCGGCCCCGACUCCUUUCCCUCGCGACACAUGCGGCUCAUGCAGGAGAAACAUCAGAGGAUACUUCAGCAUCGUACAAGGAAAGCAUCACCGAAGUUGGAAACGAUUGAAGGGAAGCAGCUGGUCGAUCCGACGCUCAAGGACGACAAUGGCUCCACCACGUCGAAGUCUCGCUCAGAAGGAGACGAGACUGCGCGUGAUCUCGUGCGGAGGAUGCAUAAGGAGAAGGAUAUUGCUCCAGUGUUCCGCAACCUCAUUCAACCUACUCAUAGUAUCCCGAAUAUCGGUACGCGCGCACUCAGACGGUCUGAUAAAGAACUUAAUAUAGACUCUGAGCAAAAUCCGAACGCGUCAGACAGCGCUUGCGUCAAACCGCUGAAUAUUCCAAAAAGGACACCUUACGGGCAAAAGGAUUACAAACUUAGGGGACUUUUGGAUGGUAGCAAAGACGAAAUGGUUGUGAAUCCUGCCGCCUUGCAGUAUCUGAAUUAUCAGUACGAUGAACAGAGCGGCGGAUACUAUGUACCUGUGUCAAGCCCAGUAGAGGGCAUGACGGCAGAAGAAGCUGACUCAGUUGGGAACGGGUCAUCGGAAACUCUGUUCAGACUUGAGAGAAUACAUAUACCGAACACAGAGAGGCAUGCCGAAAAUUUGUCAUAUCACAAGCCGAAAGCGCGGCCUAGGGUGAUCGUUUCUGACCCCAAGAACAUCCCAGUCUACAAAUCUUCUGUUGACGACGAAGAAGGGCCAGACUCACGUUUUCCCGAGAUUCAUACUAAAAAGUUACAACGGAAUCGAGGAAAUCCGGAAAAUAACCCUCUCGAAGGUUUUAGAUCAGAAUCAAAGAAACAGAUUGUUGUGGAAAUGCCCAAUAUAAUGUUUAUGCCGAGCACGCCGGAGCCACCUUACGACUCCGAAGAUAACUAUUUGCGCCAAGGCCCUCUGACCAAAGCCCUGACCCAAAAUAAAAUUCGCGAACGUGAGGUUAGGAACUUGUUGCAGGAUGUUAAGGAUUUGAAUCAAAUUACUGAGCAGUUGGAGGAGAGAGCAAAGAUAGAGGAAGCUAAUAGAUGAGACGCAGAAACGCGUUGUGGGACAGAGCUUUAACUUUAGGUCUGAUCCACUGCUCCUCUAUUAUGUACGAGCAUGCACCUUGAGUAAAUUGGUCCCAUGUCCUACAUCCAUGGUUGUUCGAAGCCUGGGUUCACAGUGUGUCGGCUUCAAAGUGGCCCAAGUUCAGCCUACUAGAGGUGGUCACGUUUUGAUGACAGGUAACAGUGUGGUGUAGUGUAUUCAUGUUUAACCUUUCAAUGUGCAGGGCCGGGUGUCUGAGUAAGAGAAAUAGUAUCAACAAAAACCUAUUGGUAGUUUAUCACACUGAGCGGUAAAGGAAACUGAUAGAUAGAUUGAUAGUGGAUUGCUCAACAAGGGGCGCAUGGAUGUUCCAAGAAGAGUUCAAAUUCUAGGCAAAAUGUAUUUACAAAACUUUAUUUCAGUACAUCAAAUCAAAACCAUUCGGGACAAAAAAGUAUCAUCUGGAUGCAAAUCAUUCGGAAAAUCACACAACCAUUCAUCCGCUGUUACAGAGGGCACGGAAAGAGGCCCAUUCGAUGGGAACAGAAGUGGUUUUCUUUUAUGUGCUUUGCAUUUUCUGUCUCAACGUUUUUUUGAUUAAAUGUACUCAUGAAGAUCCACACAUACUAACGAAAUAGUUUGACUUAAGUUGACUUAUAACUGAACGAAGCCACGUGUCUCUGAAACGCCUUCAUCAAUGCCUUCCUCGUAAUUUAUCUAUCUAUUGACAUUAGUAAAGCCGGUAUAUGUUACAGCGUUGA